AUGGAAGCUCGGUGGAACUUCACGUUAGACAUUUGCAACAGAUUGCAGCGGGACAAAGGCGUAGAAAAGCAGAAUUGGUGCCAUGACGGUGCAAGAGUAUGCGGGGUCCGCUCAUUUCACGACGUCUACGAUGUGAAGAAUGACACGAUUCAAGCCAUCGACAUUGCCGGUACCUACACGACGCAAGGCGGUCGCAACAUGGUCCUCGAUCCCACAUUCAAGCUUCUGCGAGACUCAGAAUCAAACUCUGAUGCGUCGCGAGAGGGUGUACGGGUUGAGCUGCACGGAGGUCGCUAUCCCUUCGAGUCCAAAACAAAAGGAAUAGACCAGCGUGCUAUCAUCGAAUUUGUAUGCGACCUGGAACGUGAAGGUGACGAGGGCGCCGAAAAAGAUACCAAUGAGCGCGCGGAGGAGCCCAAGAAAGAUGAGGGCACGGAUAAGGGCAAUGACGGCGACAAGAAGGAAGAGAAGAAGCUGAGCCGGCGAGACGGAGAGAAGGGCAAGUGUGAAGACAGCGAUGCGAGUCUGCGCUUCUGCGGAUACGAAGAUGAGAAGGCCGAGAAGGAUAAGCAGGUGAAGACGCUGCGGCUGGAAUGGCGGACAAAGUACGCAUGCGAGAAUGCGCCUGCGCCGGAUGGCGGAAAAGGCUGGGGCUUCUUCACCUGGUUCAUCAUCAUUCUCUUCCUCGCUACCGCCGCAUACCUCAUCUUUGGCUCCUGGCUUAAUUACAACCGCUAUGGCGCCCGCGGUUGGGACCUUCUUCCACAUGGCGACACUAUACGCGACAUCCCGUACAUAGUAAAGGAUUUGGGACGCAAGGUCGUGAAUGCAGUACAAAGUCCGGGCAGCAGGGGUGGGUACAGUGCUGUCUGA
Messenger RNA from Didymosphaeria variabile, 873 nucleotides. It is a transcript of the gene ATG27, whose product is annotated as type II membrane protein. Lineage: Eukaryota; Fungi; Ascomycota; Dothideomycetes; Pleosporales; Didymosphaeriaceae. The transcript has 3 exons. The coding region runs from base 1 to 873 and encodes 290 amino acids. The record is from RefSeq and is a predicted model, not a curated record.